ACAGGUGCCGCGGCGAGGUUGCGCGGCGCGGCCGCUAGAUGGCUCGCGGGGCGGGCGGGAGCGGCGGAGCAGGAACCAGCGCCCGCCAGUCGGCCGAGUGACGCGAGGUGCACAAGAUGGCCGCCGCGCCGCUGUGAGCUCCUCGAGCCAGGCUUCUCCGCGCCACGAACCAGGCCUCGCCUUCCUCAGCCAUGUACCGCACCAACCUGUACGAGAGCACGUGCUUCAGGUGCAACCAGACGGUGUACCAGGUGGACCGCGUGGGCCCGCUCAAAGACUUCACGUUCUUCCACAGCGGCUGCUUCAAGUGCGCCGUGUGCGGCACCAAGCUGACGCUGAAGACGUACUACAACAACCAGCACCGCCAGGAGGACAAGGAGGUGUACUGCAGCAGCCACGUGCCCAAGAUAGGCCCCGGACACCUGGACGGCUCGGCGGUCGGCAUACGCUCGGCGCUGAACGUGCCGCGCUCCGCCAACAUGGUGAACGAGCAGAUCCGCGGCGGCGGCAAGGGGGGCACCUUCGACGCCGAGGCGCUCAGCAUCCGGCCGCACCUGAACGGCCACUACAGCAGCCAGCACGACGCCGCCUACCAGUACGGGCGCUUCGACGCCAGCGCGCUGCACAUCGCGCACGCCCUGCGCGCCACCGAGAUCCAGCGCGCCUACAACAAGGUGCGCGAGAAGCCCAUCGACUACUACCUGGACAAGGACGAGCAGACGCAGCUAGAGAUGAAGCACCGCAAGGAAGAGGACGACCUCUACCGCAAGUUCGCGCGCCAGAGGGAAGAAGAAGACAAACGCAUGCGGGAGGAGAUCCGGGACGAGUGGGAGAAGGAGCUGGAGCGGCUAGCGGUGCGCUUCGAGCGCGAGCUACUGACCAAGAAGAAGCGGCCGGACGAGCAGAAGGUGAUGACACUGAGGCACCAGCAGGAGCGCGAGGACCUGGAGAAGAACAUGACCUUGCGCCGCGACAAGAAGAAAGAGUCGCUCACCAGGAAGCUGCUAGAGCAUGAGAGGGCCGCGACGGCGGCGCUGGUCGAGAAGCAGAGCCGCGAGAUGCUGGAGCUCAUCAACGAGAAGCGCAGCGAGUACAUGAUGGCGGAGAGCCUGUACCUGGACGACACGGACGCCUACAGCCAGGACGUGCUGCCGUACCCCAGCCAGGCGCCCCUGCCGGCGCCUCCAGCUCUCUCCAAGUUCCACGUCUACAGCGACCCCAUAGAGUUCUCCGACAUCGACCAGAUCGCCAUCUCGGUAGCCCAAGAGGAUCAGAAGACGUUCACAGACCUCGUGCGCCAGCUGGUUGGUCGCUGCACGUCCGACAUAGAGAAGGCUAGGACAAUAUUCCGGUGGAUCACUGUGAAGAACCUCAACACAAUGCAGUUUGACGACAACCUCAGAGGAGACACUCCCAUGGGGCUUCUGAGAGGCAUUAAGCAUGGCACAGAAAGCUACCAUGUCCUCUUCAAGCGUCUGUGCAGCUACGCCGGCCUGCACUGCGUGGUCAUCAAGGGCUACUCCAAGUCCGCCGGCUACCAGCCGGGCGUGCAGUUCGAGGACAACCGCUUCCGCAACUCGUGGAACGCCGUGUACGUGGCGGGCGCCUGGAGGUUCGUCCAGUGCAACUGGGGCGCGCGCCACCUCGUCAACGCCAAGGAGGUGCCCAAGGCGGGCAAGGGCAAGUCCGACAGUCUCCGGUACGAGUACGACGACCACUACUUCCUGACGGACCCGCGCGAAUUCAUCUACGAGUUCUUCCCGCUGCAGUCGGAGUGGCAGCUGCUCAAGUCGCCCAUCACGCUGCAGGACUUCGAGGAGCUGCCCUUCGUGCGCUCGCUCUUCUUCCGCUACGGCCUGUACUUCCCCGACACCAACACCAAGGCCGUCAUGUACACGGACGCCACAGGCGCUGCGACUGUCCGGAUAGCCAUGCCCUCACACAUGCAGUCCAGCCUCAUCUUCCACUACAACCUCAAGUUCUACGACAGCGAGGGAGACAGCUUCGACGGCGUCAGUCUCAAGCGGUUUGUCAUGCAGUCCGUGGUCGGCAACAUCGUGGCGUUCCGCGUGCACGCCCCGUGCAGCGGAGCCUUCCUGCUCGACAUCUUCGCGAACGCUGUGACGCCCCAGGAGUACCUGACGGGAGAGCCCAUGAAGUUCAAGAGCGUGUGCAAGUUCAAGAUAGCGUGCGAGGAGCUGCAGACAGUGAUGGUGCCGCUGCCCGACUGCGCGAGUGGCGAGUGGGGCCCCACUAAAGCCACGCGCCUCUUCGGCCUUGUGCCCAUCACGCACCAGGACGCGCUGGUGUUCGCCGGCCGAGAGCUGGAGCUGCAGUUCCGCAUGUCGCGGCCGCUCACCGACUUCAUGGCCACGCUCCACAAGAACGGCGUCGAGGAGAAGCGGCUGUCCAAGUUCGUGACGCACUCGCUGGACGACGACGUAGUCACCUUCCUCAUCAGCUUCCCCGAGGAGGGCCAGUACGGCCUGGACGUGUACACGCGGGAGACGGGCGGUCCGCACGCCGAGAAGCACCUGCUCACGCACUGCUGCAAGUACCUCAUCAACUCCUCCAAGAGGAACUGAGCCCAGGGCACGGCGGCCUGUUCGCGUCCCUGCCAGUUCUUCUCGGCCCGGCUGGGUGCUGGCUGGAUCGGCGUGGUUCGUGUUUCAGUCAACUCACGAUCGUUAGCAAAAAAAAAAAAAAAAAAAAAAGCAAGAAAAGCUGAUAGAGAGGUAAACAAAACGACCGCCGUAUCGGUACGUGAAAUAACAGAAUUAAACCAUUUCACGUGAGAUGCGCACUUCUCUAAUCUCUGGCCUUGUACCUACAGUUCUAGACCUGAUCCCAUAAAGCGAGCUGGGCGUGUUGGGUGGUCGCCAUGACAAUAGUGGCACCCGGGUGGCUGGAAACAGCAUCGGGUUCACGUAUAUACCGGAGCUGUUCUCUCACAGACUACCUGCUGCCUGAACCAGUCGCGCAGUCUAUAACUUCAGCAAUCAGUGCUUCAUCAGCUGGACCCUUAAGUUGCCACUUACGGUGUGUUACAUUAAUGGAACCACGCGUUAUUUAACAAUAUGAAAACAAAACUAAAGUUGCUCUGGUAAUUUAACAUGAAUUAACAGAAAACUUUAUGAGCAUGACCAGCUUUCACGAAACAAACAAAAAUCACUCACAUAAAAAUAUGCUAAUGGAGUUUAUAAAAGUAAAUAAUUAAUAACACAAUUGUUAGAGCUGGUUUUAUAAACUGACAAAAAUUAUUGGUGUUAAAUGCCUUGAAAAUUAAUUUUAUACUCAAUUAAUUUUUCAUUGAUAUAUGUACUACCUACAUAAUUCAAAACUGUAACUUACCAAAAAAAACCUUAGGAAAUUUUUUUAGUCAUGUACAUACAUCUUAAAGCAAUACAUUUGUUGCCUAUGGCCUAUAUUGAUUUUUUUUAACUCAAGAAAAACUGUAUGUUUGUAAAUUAUUAUUGUGACUUGUAAAUGUUCAGUGCCUUACCUGAAAGUUUUACAGUGUUUGUUAUACUGGUCCAGGACAUUUUGACCAGCUUUGACUUUUGCAAUUGAUGGGUAACAAUUAGUACAUACCUAAUGUAACAUCACACCCAGCUAAUACAAUUCGAUGUGACACAUUUACAAUUUAACCACUAUUUGGACUGCAAACAAUUUUUUUUUUAAUUUCCUGGGAUUUGAUCCCUCAACAAUUUGGAUAGCAUUCUUAUAUCAUAAAUGAGCUAACCUUCAUUAUUUUUCCCAUAGUAUAAAUGUAGAAUGCUGGACCAGUCAAAAAUAAUGCAAAAUGAAAGAAUACUACGGUUUUACAUGACACAAUUAUUUAUGAAUGGAAGCAGGAAAACACUAAAUUCAUUCAAUAAUACAAACUAAAAAAAAUGUAGAUAUACACUUGCAUACAGUUCUGCCAAAUAUGAGAACAAGGCAAGUAAUUUUUUUUUAUUUAUAAAGAAUCCUCAUAAAUAUCCUUAAUAUUUACAUCACAAACUUGUAUUUGCAUUAUUACAAGAAAAUUUAAUUCCUCAUAAUUAAUAAUAUUUAUUUUUAUUAAAUAUUUUAUUUUAGAUUCACUAAACUCUUAGAUAAAUUUCACUGGCUAGAUAUAGUUUUUUGAGAAUACACAGCUAUAUUCCUAUGGAAGUCCUUGCUUGUAGUCAAAUCUGAAAAAUAUCUGCAGCCUCUUAGCUUAUUGUUAUUCCCAUCACACUGUUGGGUUCGAAAGGAGAAUGAAUGCAAAGUGGAGCACAUGUAAAAUAAUUAGCACGAAAAAACGAAAUAAAUAUAUCAUUGCUAGAGACAAUUUUAUUUUACAGUGCACAAUUGUGAUAGUAUAUUAAUUAAAACUCUUAAUUAUUUUUACACCACUAAUGGACUCAUUUCAUUAGAGCACCAUAUAUUUUAGACCAGUGAAAAUGCACAGUUACUGAUUAUUAUUACUGAUUAUAGCUCAACAAACAUUCCAGUAUGCCUACAAAUUUCAAGAGCUAUUAAUUUUGCCGAGUUAAUUCAAAUAAUUAUGUAUAUAACAUUUUUAAAAAUAACUUUUGAAUUAUUUACACAUAAAACAUUAUUUUUAACGGUUUUCCUUAUCAAACCACAAUUUUUAAUUUUACAGUUCUAACCGAUACAUAUGUAAAUAGUUUGUUAAAUAGUGUAAUUUGUACCUUAACCUUAUUAGGCACUAAGUUAUGUACUAUAGACAAUUAAUCAGAGUGUAAUAACUUUGUUAUAGAUUUCAAAAAAUGAUAUAAUAUAUCAUAUCGAUAUAAAGUUUGUGAUUACUUCUGUGCCUAAGUGUAUGAGUAAAUUUUAUAUCAACAUAUUUGUGUCCUUGUAGGUCAACUUACUGAUCAGCUGUACAAACUUUCAUUUCCUGGACUGUUAUUUUCUUGUGUUCACAUGCUGUUUUAUACUGUUGUACAUUGUUAAAGAAAUGUUUUCUUUCUGUUGUAACUUGUUGC
This is a messenger RNA of Bacillus rossius redtenbacheri, 4976 nucleotides long. It is a transcript of the gene Hil, whose product is annotated as hillarin. The record is from RefSeq and is a predicted model, not a curated record. Lineage: Eukaryota; Metazoa; Arthropoda; Insecta; Phasmatodea; Bacillidae. The coding region runs from base 192 to 2585 and encodes 797 amino acids. The transcript has 11 exons.